UAUGUGCCAUUUUUAGCCGACGAUAUAAGGCAACAAUUCCAAUUGCUAAAUAAACAAUUGAUUGCUCGAGUCUUAAUCACCUGCAUCUUUUCCGGGGAAGUCGUGCGUGGCAAACCAAAAUUUUUCUGGCAACUACACAAGAACCGUUUUGCUUCCUCUUCCUCAUCCAUUGCACCAUCCCCAUGAGUUACAGAGGAAGAGGCCGCGGCGGCUACGGCAAUCAAGGAAACCGUACGAACGAGACCGAGAUGAAUCAUCAGCAAAAAGUCAACAACUUUGCGGAUCAGAGCCGCGUGGCGGUGGAGAUCCGCAACUGGAACAACGGCACGCUAAACGGGUUAGUUAACUUUAUAUCACGCACGUGCAAGGUUGCACUUCUCGACGCCACGGUAAACCAUGCGACCGGCGCGGUUGAUGCGUACGUCAAGUUCCAGAAGGAUGCCGAUACAUUGAAGCAGUACAACGGGCUUCAGUUCUCCGGGCAGGGCUUGGUGAUCUCUGUGAACACGAAUACCUCAACUACCAACACCAUCGGUGUGUUGAAGGAAUUCAUUGCGCGCAAGUACAAUCCUGCGAUGAAGCUCUUGGACCUUUCACUGAUACAACAGGACGCGGAGCUCGUGCGGUUCGGGCUCAUUCUGCUGAAUCUCUCCAAGAUGUUUUCGGCCAUCAUGAAGCUCGCGUCGCAGCUGAAUCUCGACGUGGAGACGGUUAAUUUGGCGAACAAUAACUUAACGGACUUGGCGACCAUUGCUUCCUUACCGGCUACGUUCCCCGGCUUGGUGAACCUCUCGUUGGCCGACAACAAGCUUUCCAAGCCACGGGUGUUUGAGACGUGGAAAAAGAAACUUAACUCGCUCCGUGAGUUGGUGUUGACAAAUAACGCUGUUGUAAACGAUGUUACAGCAAUCCCUGACAUUCUCAAGUGCUUUCCGCGCCUCGUGGUGUUGAACGGGGUCACUGUACGUGACGAGGCGAAGCUAACGCAGACCUUUACCUUUCCCAUCACCACCAGUCCCAUGUUCUUUGAGAACCCCAGCAUUCAGGAGUUGGCCUCCGGGUUUAUCGCCAAUUAUAUCAAAUUGUGGGACGAUCCGACGUCGCGCGAUCAACUCCUCAGUUUGUACACUCCCGAGUCGCAGUUCUCGCUUCAGGUGGACUCCAGUCACCCCCACAUGGCUAACGACACGGCAUACAACUAUAAUGAGUCGCCAUGGUCACACUAUCUUGUCAACUCGCGCAACUUGACGAAGCUCUCGAAUGGCAGAACCCGAUUGGCCAAGUUGUGCAAGGGCCAGGAGCAGAUCCAGAAGCAAUUUGCUACUAUCCCUGCCACCAAGCACCUGAUUCUCGAGAGUCCAGCGGAUUACGCCAUGGAGAGCUGGCAGUUCCCACAGCUCGGCGGCUUAUUCGUUGUACUCCACGGUAGCUUCGAGGAAACCGCCCAUCCGAAGGCCUACAAACCUCCGCAAGGCGGGGGCAGAAGAUACAACAACAACGCCCUGAAGGCUGUACUCAGCAAAAAGUCGUUUGACCGCACGUUUGUGGUAGUGCCCGGCCCCAACGGCUCCAUGAUCAUCGCGUCCGAUAUGUUGUUGCUUCGGCCGUUUGGGGGCUCGAAGGCGUGGAAUAAGACUGCAGCCCCUGUCGCAAGCAUUCCGGUGGCCCCUGUCGAAGGUGCCGUUCCAGGCACGAAUGUGGUUAUUCCCGCGGAAAUUCUCAGUAGCUUACAGCCGGCGCAGCGCGACUUGUUGAUGAAGGUGAUUGCUGAGACGCGAUUGAACUUGGAGUACAGCGGGAUGUUGUGCCAGGGCAGCAACUGGGAUUAUCAGACGUGUAUUGUUAACUUCAACAGCUCCAAGGCCACAUUACCUAGAGAGGCAUACCAGGCGUGAGCUUGUAUUUAGUAAUAUUUAUAAAUUAUAAAGGUAAA
This is a messenger RNA of Babjeviella inositovora NRRL Y-12698, 1933 nucleotides long. RefSeq names its product Mex67p (gene MEX67). NCBI's taxonomy places the organism in Eukaryota, Fungi, Ascomycota, Pichiomycetes, Serinales. The transcript has a single exon. Gene Ontology annotation, molecular function: RNA binding; protein binding. Gene Ontology annotation, biological process: poly(A)+ mRNA export from nucleus. Gene Ontology annotation, cellular component: nucleus. The coding region runs from base 183 to 1895 and encodes 570 amino acids. The record is from RefSeq and is a predicted model, not a curated record.